GUAGGGACCGAGAGCGUGUCUUGUAUUAAAGUACGCAUGCUGAAGAUGGUGGUCAUUUACUGUUGGUAAAUCAUAGAUAUUGCUGUAAAUUGUUUGCCGGAUUGAACCGAUUUAUCUUUUACACUUUUUUAUAGGUUUUUUGAUGCAUUUAACGAUCGGAGGUAGCUUUUAUAUUUGCGUUUUUUGAGGAGGUAAAGUAACCAACCCACCAAUAACAUGAAAAUCAAACGACAGAAAAUAGCGAAAAAAACCAUAAGUUUCUACAAAUACAACUUUAGCUUCAGGGAACCUUUUCAAAUCCUCAUCGACGGGACUUUUUGUCAGGCAGCUUUGAAAAACAAGAUUCAGAUCAAGGAGCAACUGCCGAAGUACCUGAUGGGGGAAGUGCAGCUGUGCACCACAAACUGUGCAUUGAAAGAGCUGGAAACCCUGGGCAAGGAGCUAUAUGGAGCCAAAAUCAUCCUGCAGAGGUUUCAGGUCAGGAAAUGUCCCCACUUCAAGAGUCCAGUUCCUGCCUCUGAAUGUCUGCUGUCCAUGCUGGGGGACACAAACCCACACCACUACUUUGUUGCCACACAGGACUACGCAGUGACUACAGGCCUUAAGAAGAUCCCGGGGGUCCCUCUGCUCUACAUCAUCCUCAACACCAUAGUGCUGGACAAGCCCAGUCAGUCGUCCCUCGACCACGUCCAGGCCGUCCAGCUGGGAGGGCUGGUGAGUCCGGCUCAGCAGCAGAACAUCCGCACCAUGAAGGGGGAGCAAGGCAUCGAAGUGAAGGACACAGAGAGGCGGGGCAAGAAGAGGAAAAGGAAACAGAGCAACCCCAACCCUCUGAGCUGUUUGAAGAAGAAGAAGAAGAAAGGAGUUCCCACACCGCCGCUGAAAAAAACAGAGGACAGGGCGAAGAGGAAAAGGAGCCGACACAAGAAACACAAGCCGGAGGGAGGAGAUAAGGCGACUCUGCCGGUUAUUAAUGCAUAGAAUAAGACGAAACAAGAGACUUUAUUAAAGCUAAAGUAUUAUUGGAAGAUACAGAUAUAAAUAGAAAUUACACAGGUAGAACAGAGCCAGGACUGGACCACAGAACACCUCAAUACAACCUUUAUUGUCCUUAAAAGUGAAAGCAACACUUUUGAUGUUUUAUCACAAGUGUUGGUUCAGUGGCAGAAUGUUUAAUUUACCAAAAGUGUCAGAGCUGUGUGAUCAAGAUACUUUAAUAAAUCGACCAAAAAUCAAGAAUGAAUUUUAGUUUCAUAUUUUUCCACAUACACUUCAUUCUCCAGUGGUGAACUGUCAACAUCUGGGCAGAUUUAAAGAGGUCAUAUUUUGCUAAACCCACUUUUAU
Sphaeramia orbicularis (orbiculate cardinalfish) is the source of this 1345-nucleotide messenger RNA. RefSeq names its product UTP23 small subunit processome component (gene utp23). Bases 217 to 981 code for a protein of 254 amino acids. NCBI's taxonomy places the organism in Eukaryota, Metazoa, Chordata, Actinopteri, Kurtiformes, Apogonidae. Gene Ontology annotation, cellular component: small-subunit processome. The transcript is spliced from 3 exons. The record is from RefSeq and is a predicted model, not a curated record.